Molecule: messenger RNA, 1902 nt
Organism: Botrytis porri
Lineage: Eukaryota; Fungi; Ascomycota; Leotiomycetes; Helotiales; Sclerotiniaceae
Exons: 6
Coding region: 1-1902 (633 amino acids)
Biological process (GO): secondary metabolite biosynthetic process; fatty acid biosynthetic process
Molecular function (GO): fatty acid synthase activity; phosphopantetheine binding
Source: RefSeq, a predicted model, not a curated record
AUGAACGCAAACGAUGAUAUAAAAGUUCGAUCUAUCACUGGGAGAGGUGUGCAUGCCAAGAGCACUCAGGCCUUUUCUUCUCUUCCAAGUCCAAAUCAAAAUUUGAACAGGUUUAAUAACUUGGAUUCCUCCUCUCAGACAUUACCUAAUGGAGUUACUGCUCCAGAAGAUAUUCCCAUUGCCAUAGUUGGAAUGGCGAUGAGACUUCCCGGCGGCAUCAGUAACGAAGAAGAGCUCUGGGAUACGUUGAUAAAGAAGAAAGACAAAAGAACGCUUGUUCCUGCAGAUCGAUGGAAUGUCGAUGGAUUCUACAGCGAGACUCCUAAGCGAGGAUCCGUCAAGACUAAGCAUGGAUAUUUUCUUGAUGGUGAAGCUCUUCGACAAUUUGAUGCAUCGUUGUUUUCCAUUACUCGAGCUGAACUCGAGAAGGUUGAUCCUCAGCACCGACUUCUUCUUGAAGUUACUAGAGAGUGUUUGGAGAACGCCGGUGAAAUCAAUUGGCGUGGUAAAAAUAUUGGAUGCUAUGUCGGAGUUUUCGGAGAGGACUGGCUUGCAGUGCAUGCACAAGGAUUUCAAAGGUCCAAGUAUAACCGUAAAGACCGGGUGUUCAGAUUGCUCAAAAAAUGUACGCAGUAUUUUCGCGGAGGUGCUAUAGAGCCAAUCAGACCCACCAAAGUAUUUGAUGCCAUUCAGAUUGAGGAAGCUUUCCGCUUCAUGCAAAAGAGCCAGCACAUCGGAAAGAUUGUCGUUAGCAUGCCCGCAGACUCUCUGCAGCUGACCACUUCCAAUACCCAUAGCCAGUUCUCUCUUCGCCCUGAUGUUUCUUACUUGCUGGUUGGUGGCUUAGGAGGAUUGGGCCAAUCGGUUUCGACUUGGAUGGUAAAAAAUGGUGCAAGACAUCUCGUUUACCUAUCAAGGGGUGGCGGAAAGAAAGAAGAGGAGGUUGCAUUUGUCACUGUACUCAGUGCUCAAGGAUGCACUAUCCAAACUAUUUCCGGUAGCGUUGCAAAUAUGGUCAAUGUCGAACGUGUUAUUAGCGAAGCGCAAUUUCCGAUAUCCGGUGUUAUUCAAAUGUCAAUGGUCUUGAAGGACGGUGGAUAUGCCCAAAUGACUCACAGAGAUUGGGAAUUUGUUCAAGCGCCAAAAGUUUUAAGCACAUGGAACCUUCACAAGGCUUUCGAAUCAGUGCCUCUCGAAAUUUUUGCGCUCUUUAGCUCAGUGUCAUGUCAAUGGGGCCAAUGGGGUCUCCCCGCUUCUGUAAUAGACGUUGGUGUUUUGGAAGAUGUUGGUUAUCUUAGUGAAAACCCAGCCAUUUUACAACAAUUCAAGACAAACGGGGUUCAGACCCUUCGGGAAAAUGAUCUUCUCGAGACACUGGAGUUGGCCAUCAUGAAGUCCAAAGCAACAUCUCAAGCAUUCAGCUUCUUUGCAGAUGGCUACGCCAGUGAGAGCUAUAUAGGAUGUGGUUACAAGAUGUCGAUGGCAGUCCAUGCAGACAAUAAUCGUAAUGUCUGGAAAUGUGAUAUUCGAAUGAGUGUAUACCGAAAUCUCCACAACAGCACUAUUGAUGAUAGUGCCGCAAGCCAUGAGGGACUCAAGGACUUUCUUGCUACGGUCUCAAACAACCCGCAAACUCUGAAAGCGUCAUCCGCUGCGGAAUUUUUGGCAGAGGAAAUUGGCAAAACGUUGUGCAGUUUCAUGAUGCGGCCAAUUGCGGAGCUCGAUAUCCACCAGUCAUUUAAGACGCUUGGGGUUGAUUCACUCGUAGCUGUUGAGCUGAGAAAUUGGUGUAGGCAAAAAAUUGGCGUGGGACUGACCGUGUUAGAUAUCAUGGGUGCGGCAUCGAUUAAGAGCUUGGGAAUGAUGGCCGCGGGUGGUCUAUUGGACAAAAGGGCGAUUUAA